GGCAGGACAAGUGUGACGUCUCCGGGUGCGUCCGUAGUGCGCAUGCGUACUGCGGAGAAGGAAGCCGAAAUCUGAUGCAACUGGCAGUCACGGUUUGAAACAUGACAGAGGUGAUCACUGACGGUACCGCACAGCUGGGGCUGGAAGAAAUGUAUAUUUCUGAAAAAGAAGGUGACGAUGCCACUGGGGAUGGAACCAAAGAGAAACCAUUUAAAACCGUCCUGAAGGCCAUGCUGACUUUUGGAAAAGAGCCAUUUCCCACAUUCUAUGUGGACUCUCAGAAAGAAAACGAGAGGUGGGAUGUGAUUUCCAAGUCUCAGCUGAAGAACGUCAGAAAGAUAUGGAACCGGGAACAAAUGAAGAACGAGGCGAAAGAAAAGAGAGAGGCUGAAGAUAACGUGAGGCGUGAAAAAAAUUUAGACGAUGCCAAGAAAGUAAUUAUUACAAAUGACCCAAGUCUUCCUGCACCAGUGGAGGUAAAAAUUCGUGAAUUAGAAGAUUAUCGAGGUCAGAGAGUAAAAGUAUUUGGCUGGGUUCAUAGACUACGUAGACAAGGGAAAACCUUAAUGUUCAUCGUACUAAGAGAUGGGACUGGAUUUCUUCAAUGUGUCCUAAGCGAUCAGCUGUGCCAGUGUUACAACGCUCUUGUCCUCUCUACGGAAAGCACUGUUGCUGUAUAUGGCACGUUGAACUUGGUGCCAGAAGGAAAACAGGCUCCAGGGGGGCACGAGCUGGCCUGUGACUACUGGGAGCUCAUUGGUUUGGCCCCUGCUGGUGGUGCCGAUAACCUCAUCAACGAAGAGUCUGAUGUGGAUGUCCAGCUUAACAACCGCCACAUGAUGAUCAGGGGUGAGAACAUGUCUAAGAUCUUCAAGGUCCGCUCCGCUGUUAUCCACUGCUUCAGGAACCACUUUUUUGACCGUGGCUAUUAUGAGGUGACCCCACCAACUCUGGUCCAAACUCAGGUUGAAGGUGGUUCAACCUUAUUUAAACUGGACUACUUUGGAGAAGAAGCAUACUUGACCCAGUCAUCUCAACUGUACCUUGAGACUUGUAUACCAGCACUAGGGGAUGUGUUCUGUAUAGCUCAGUCCUACCGGGCUGAACAGUCAAGAACACGGCGGCAUCUGGCAGAGUACACACACAUAGAGGCAGAAUGUCCUUUCAUGACCUAUGAGGACUUGCUCAGUCGCCUUGAAGAUUUAGUAUGCGAUGUAGUAGACAGAGUGUUAAAAUCCCCUGUGGCAAGCUUGGUAUAUGAACUGCACCCGGAAUUCAAGCCCCCCAAGCGCCCGUUCAGAAGAAUGAAUUACUCUGAGGCCAUUACCUGGCUAAAAGAGCAUGAUAUAAAAAAAGAUGAUGGCACAUAUUAUGAGUUUGGAGAGGAUAUCCCAGAAGCCCCUGAGAGAUUGAUGACUGACGCCAUCAAUGAACCAAUCUUGCUUUGCCGCUUCCCGGCAGAGAUUAAGUCUUUCUACAUGCAGCGUUGCUCAGAGGACAGGCGCCUUACUGAAUCUGUAGACGUAUUAAUGCCCAAUGUUGGUGAGAUUGUUGGAGGCUCCAUGCGUAUCUGGGACAGCGAGGAGCUGUUAGAGGGUUACAAAAGAGAAGGAAUUGAUUCUACUCCUUAUUACUGGUAUACUGACCAGAGAAAAUAUGGAACCUGUCCACACGGUGGCUAUGGUUUAGGUUUGGAGCGAUUUCUAACUUGGAUCCUGAACAGGCAUCACAUCCGUGAUGUAUGUUUGUACCCACGAUUUGUCCAGCGCUGCAAACCCUAAAACAAAAUCCCACAGGCAAUCUCAUUCUCAAUGAAGUAACUGCAAAUGAUUAAACAUUGGUAGAGGUCAAUGCUUGUGCUGUUCUCAUGUUCUAUAAAAUAUUCUGAGGAAUAGUUAUGGAUCAUGUAGCUAAAAUAGCAGAUCGUAUCACAUUAUCAUUUAUAAAGUCACUGUCCUCAUUGUACAAACAGCACAGUUAUGUACAGUUUUGGUUUUCCAUUUACAAAUCCGUUUUUAAAACCUCCUACAGUUUUCAUGUGUUUAGUUUUGUUUAAUGGAAUGUAUUCCAUGUUCUCAAGCUUGUGAACACACCUCUGAAUGUUUAAUACCAUGUGCUAGAUAUAAAGUUUUCAUGAUCUGUCUGUAUAUUUAUUGCAUCAAUGCUACCCCCAUUCUGAUUUCCAUUUGCUUUAAAAAAAAACACAACUAUGUCAAUCAAAAUGUAUAAAAUUGAAAACAAGAAAACUCAUUGUAGGAGGAAACCAAACUAAAAUUGGUGUUAGACAUAAUUUCCAAACUGACUUGCUACCAACACUUUGUUUAGUUUUUCACUACAAAUGGUAAAAAAAAAAUAGGUUAGAUCGUAUUCUGUUUGUAAACAUAACCGGUAGUAAGAAGAAAAGUUAGUUACAGCCCAUUACGCCUACAACUAGAAUAUGACCUAACUUGUUAUUUUCCAAAUUACAGUCUGUAUUGUGAACGGAAGACACCAACAGCCAACCAAGUUUAGUUUUUCUUGCCAACAUAGCGCUGUUUUUGAAGCUACAUACUGUAUGUUUGUUGCUAUGACUUUGCCAUUUAAGGCAUCAUGUACACCUGUCCUAUCUGCCAUACAUCACAGUUGAUAUGUUUUAACAUUUUUAAAUCCUUAAAAGGGAACAGUAGUAUUCUAGGGAUUAAUAUAAUCUUAUUGGGACCUCAAACAACUGAAAUUCAUACAAUUACAUUUUGUAUGAGCAAUUUUUGCUCCAAAGCAUUGCAUGAUACUGAUACUGUAAUGUCAAACCCCCAAAUAAAGAAUCGUAAAAGCUA
Molecule: messenger RNA, 2813 nt
Organism: Bombina bombina (fire-bellied toad)
Lineage: Eukaryota; Metazoa; Chordata; Amphibia; Anura; Bombinatoridae
Gene: NARS1
Product: asparaginyl-tRNA synthetase 1
Exons: 15
Coding region: 102-1781 (559 amino acids)
Biological process (GO): asparaginyl-tRNA aminoacylation
Cellular component (GO): cytoplasm
Molecular function (GO): nucleic acid binding; asparagine-tRNA ligase activity; ATP binding
Source: RefSeq, a predicted model, not a curated record